Messenger RNA from Dreissena polymorpha, 1833 nucleotides. RefSeq lists its product as uncharacterized. The transcript is spliced from 2 exons. The coding region runs from base 622 to 1677 and encodes 351 amino acids. The record is from RefSeq and is a predicted model, not a curated record. Lineage: Eukaryota; Metazoa; Mollusca; Bivalvia; Myida; Dreissenidae.
UUCAUCAACAAAUCUAAAAGCUAAACUAUGUGAAGACAUGCAUUAAACAGAGCGAAAUGCGCACGGUGGAGUUAAGCAGCUACGCACGUGCAACAUAACUUCGGGAUCUCCUAGAUUCGGCUAACAAUUCGCAUGAGAACCCUCAACAGACAGAUGCGCGUCAAGAUGUGCCACUUCGGGAGAGUUUCGUGACUGGAUUGAUCUCGCAUUUACAGCUACAAUAAAUAUUCUUGUUCGUGUUUAUUUAGUUAUAGCUUGAAUGUGUAGCUCUUCUUUGACAUGACAUUAAACGUUUUUUAUCGUUAUGACUCUAGAUUAAGAUAUAUUCCGUAUAUCUGUGAAAUGUGUGUUUGAUUAGUUAAGGGAUUUUUCCAUCAAACCGGUUGCAUUAAUUAAAAAAAAGGAAUGUCAUAAAUGCCAUGUUUGUGAUCUGAAUACUGUUUAUAUACAAUUAAUUAUGAAAUAAACUGGAACUGCAGCGAGUUCAUAUAACUUCAUCUGCAUGAAUGUGUAAAUUGUACAAAUUCAAAGGAAAUAACCAAUGAGAUUGCGGUGAGAGGUGGAAAAUGCCUGUUUCGAGGAUUUAAUAAAACGCUCGAAAAUUAAAAAGCAAAUUACAUAAUGUCAUCAUCAGAAAUACUUCUUGGAGUUUCAACUAGUGAAGUGAUCCCGUUUGCUGACGGCACACCCGUCGACAUAAACGUACUCUUAAAUCUCUCCAGAGAUGACAUUGACCGCAUUCUGGCAGAAAACGCGACCAGCACAUUGGACGAGGAAUUAGAAGGUUCCACUAUUAACAUACUUUCAUGGCUAUUUGCACUGAACAUUUUGUCCGGCGUUGGUGUUCUAACAAACGCCUUAUUUGUGUUUUUGAUCAUCGUGGACUUCAUCCAACACCGAGACCGCCGCUGGUGGACUCGUCAAUGGCUUCUGAUGAUUGUCUCGAUCGCCAUCGUGCUGUACCUAAGUUUGAGUAUUUACAUGCGCGAGUUUAGUCAAGAAUUUUCCCAAACUGAAAAAGUGUGCAUCGCAUUGCAACAUACAGAGAAGACGGUGGAGUAUAUGGUCACGCUUCUAUUACUCGUGAUUUCCCUUCAUACUCUGGGUACCACGCUCUGCUCAAGGACGCGUUGUGCUAUUCGGAACAUCCUACUCUGGGUAUGCAUUGUCCUCUUCCUCAUGGUGCUCGCCAAUAUGACCGUCCUGCUGCUUUACACGAUGAAGUUCCAGGAUACCGGAUCUACCUUUCUGUUGUGUCAUCUUGACCCUAACGCCGUCGUGUCGAACCGUGACAUACAAUUGACUGCCUUAGCCACGUUCUAUAUCCCAUACGGAAGUUUACUCGGCGUUUCUAUGACCGUCCUUCUCUGUUCUUUCAAUCAGCAUCGCAAAAUUGUGCGGGCAUCAUCAUUAAGAAAUGAGGAGGAAAUGUUUGCCAAGAAGUACGACACUAUAUUUUUGUUUAUCAAUUCAGCAACCGGCUUUCUUUUGUUACUACCUUUCUACAUGUUUCAGAUACCUAACAUAUCGGAGAAACUGAUCUCCGAAAUGAAACUGGACUACUUCAUUGUUUAUUUUGUAACUGUGUUACUCAAGUGUUUAUACUACAUACUGUUUCCAGUGAUUUGUUUUUUGCUCAAAGAAGUAAGGAUUGUUUGUUCAAACAUAAUCAAAUAGAAACAAGAAAUGUAGGCUAUAUGUAUACGCACCUGUCUCUCUGUCUCUCUAUAUAACGAUAUAGAGCUAUAUAUCGUGUAUACGCCAAGUAAGCAUAUGUGUGCUGCUUUGCAAUAAACUGUUCAUGUAUUGUGUGAGAUUAAACAAAAUAACAAA